Populus nigra (black poplar) is the source of this 1551-nucleotide messenger RNA. Its product is annotated as pectinesterase-like. NCBI's taxonomy places the organism in Eukaryota, Viridiplantae, Streptophyta, Magnoliopsida, Malpighiales, Salicaceae. Gene Ontology annotation, biological process: cell wall modification. The coding region runs from base 1 to 1551 and encodes 516 amino acids. Gene Ontology annotation, molecular function: pectinesterase inhibitor activity; pectinesterase activity. The transcript has 2 exons. The record is from RefSeq and is a predicted model, not a curated record.
AUGGCUACAAAGUUUGGUUUAUCUGUUUUGUUCAUAAGCUUUUGCUCAUUGUUUUCACCAACAUUGUCAUCUAUCACCUCUAAUGAGAUAGAUUCAUGGUGCAACAAAACCCCACACCCUGAACCAUGCAAAUACUCCAUGAAGCAAAACCCAAACCCCUUUAUACCUAACCAAGAAUUUGAGUCUCGUAAAGUGGCAAUCGAAUUAGCCUUGAAAAGUGCUCUCACUGCUCAAAAUCACCACCAGCGGCUAUGGCCAACAUUACGCAAUGAGAAAGAAAAGAAUGCAUGGAAACAAUGCUUAAACUUCUACAACAAGACCAUUGAUGAACUCAUCCUCGCCCUUGACUCUAACUUAAAAUCCACCAAUUUUGAUACCCAAACUUGGCUUAGCGCUGCGUCAACCUAUCUUGAAAGUUGUAAAGACACAAUCAAUGAUCUAGGGGUUUCAGACUCUAUGUUACCUCUCAUGAUGUCUAACAAUGUUUCGAAGCUAAUAACCAACUCUUUGGCUCUACAUAACAAAGCCUCAUCAGUUUUCCCUCAAACUUAUCAAGAUGAUUUUCCUACCUGGGUUAAAGCAUCUGAUAGAAAGCUCUUGCAGGAACCUUCACCAUCUCCAGAUCUUUUGGUGGCUCAAGAUGGAUCAGGUGAUUACAGUAACAUAAAGGCGGCACUUGAAGCCGCAGAAAAGAGUAGUGGGAAUGGGAGGUUUGUUAUAUAUAUUAAGAGUGGGGUGUAUAAAGAGUAUCUUGAAAUUGGUAAGAAACUAGAGAAUAUUAUGCUUGUUGGUGAUGGAAUGACAAAAACCAUUAUCACUGGGAACAAGAGAAGCGGUGGAGGUGUUGACACAUUUCACACUGCAACUGUUGGGGUCGAUGGUCACGGAUUCAUUGCUCGGGACAUCACAUUCCAAAACACAGCUGGUCCACAAAACCAUCAAGCUGUAGCCCUUCGAUCAAGUUCCGAUUACUCUGUCUUCUACCGUUGUGGUUUUGAAGGGUAUCAAGACACCUUAUAUGUCCACAGUAAAAGACAGUUCUAUAGGGAAUGCUCUAUCUAUGGUACAAUAGACUUCAUUUUUGGAGAUGCAGCUGUUGUCUUACAAAAUUGCAUGAUAUAUGUAAGAAGGCCAAUUGGUGGCCAAAACAACGUUAUAACAGCCCAAGGCAGGUCUUGCCCUUAUACUAACACAGGGAUUGUAAUCCAUAAUUCACAAGUAUUUGCUGCAGAAGACCUUGGCUCAUCAAAAACAUACUUAGGAAGGCCAUGGAGGAAAUACUCGCGUACAGUUUUUCUCUCAACUUAUCUUGAUUCUUUGGUGGAUCCGGCAGGAUGGCUAGAGUGGAAUGGUAGUUUUGCCCUAAACACUUUGUAUUAUGGAGAGUACAAGAACACCGGACCUGGAGCUUCGACUAGUGGAAGAGUUAAGUGGCCUGGUUACAAGGUUAUAACUAGUGCAGAAGAAGCAUCAGAAUUCACAGUCGCAAACUUCAUAGGUGGCCGUUCAUGGUUGCCAGCUACUGGUGUGCAAUUUGCUGCCGGACUUUGA